This is a messenger RNA of Galeopterus variegatus (Sunda flying lemur), 1415 nucleotides long. Its product is annotated as zinc finger protein 532-like. The annotation marks the transcript as partial. The transcript has a single exon. Lineage: Eukaryota; Metazoa; Chordata; Mammalia; Dermoptera; Cynocephalidae. The record is from RefSeq and is a predicted model, not a curated record.
UUAGAGUUCAGACCUCCCAGAGGAGCAAUCACUCAACCACUGAAAAAGCUAAAGAUCAAUGUUUUUAAGGUUCACAAGUGUGCUGUGUGUGGCUUCACCACUGAAAAUCUGCUGCAGUUCCACGAACACAUCCCGCAACACAAAUCGGAUGGUUCUUCCUACCAGUGCCGGGAGUGUGGCCUCUGCUACACAUCUCACGUCUCUCUGUCCAGGCACCUCUUCAUUGUGCACAAGUUGAAGGAGCCUCAGCCCGUGUCCAAGCAGAACGGGGCUGGGGAGGAGAACCAGCAAGAGAACAAGCCAAGCCCCGAGGACGAGUCCCCCGAUGGCACCGUGUCAGACAGAAAGUGCAAAGUCUGCGCAAAAACUUUUGAAACUGAAGCUGCCUUAAAUACUCACAUGCGGACACAUGGCAUGGCCUUCAUUAAAUCCAAAAGAAUGAGUUCAGCUGAGAAAUAGCCACAGAUGUUCCAUAAGGAAAAUCCCUGUCCACAUUGGAAGAAAAAAGACAUUUUUGUUACAAAAAGUUUGCAGUAUAAUAGAGUUAACAGUACUGUCCAGGCUGUUGCAAUAUAUUCUCUUUCAAUGUACCUUCUUCACCUCGUCAUAUAUAUCCUCGAUAAGUAUUAAAACAGUAUUUGAGUUUAAAAGAGUUUGUAUAUAUUUAAAUGAAUAACUUUUUAUACUCUUUGUUACAUGUUUGUAUCAGUAUUUAGUAGAAAAUGUUUUGAGUUUUCUUUUGGAUUAGAAUUUUUCUUUUUGUACUAUUUCUUUAAAACAGAGUUCUUAGUAACAGGGGCAGUUCCUGAAUUCAAAUAAACCAUUUUGUAUGUUACAAAUUUGAAUGGGUUAACUAAUUACAGGCUAAAAUAAUGCCUUUUUUAGUGUUUUUAAUUUUUAGAAUUCACUACAUAAAUUGUAGGUGAUUGUGGGUCUCCAACACUAGGAACUUUUAAGUGUCUUAGCACUACCCUCACCGUGCCUGCUCUGAGCAAGCAAGUGCACACUUGAGACACAGCGGCACUCCGGUGCAGGCAUGGCAUGUUUUUCAGGCCAUGCCAAAUGGUGUUUAAAGCAGCCUUGCAGGGAGCUUCUUUCCCAGCAGUGGAUAAAAGUGCAGGCCCAAAUCCAGCAAGGAAUGUGGAUUUCCUUAAUUCCAUCUUGAAGUAGGAAGAAGGGUGUUCUAAAGGGAAAAAAGGGGGCUGGUUGUUUUCUGGGCAAAUUUGCAAGGCUGGCUUAAAGAGCACAAAGAGAUAAGGUUACGAAAGGGCUGGACUACUAUAAAAGUUACAAAUAUGUAGUUAGACCAAUAGACUUAUACAGUCAGGUUUUUGUCAUGUAAUUUAUUAACUAUUACAGAUUUACAACUAGGAAUAUCAAGUAUUUCUCCGGCUCUUGACAGGAAAAAAAAAAAA